Molecule: messenger RNA, 3601 nt
Organism: Pseudomyrmex gracilis
Lineage: Eukaryota; Metazoa; Arthropoda; Insecta; Hymenoptera; Formicidae
Gene: Drgx
Product: paired mesoderm homeobox protein 2A
Exons: 5
Coding region: 1-1419 (472 amino acids)
Biological process (GO): regulation of transcription by RNA polymerase II
Molecular function (GO): DNA-binding transcription factor activity, RNA polymerase II-specific; RNA polymerase II transcription regulatory region sequence-specific DNA binding
Source: RefSeq, a predicted model, not a curated record
AUGAUCAAAAUUGGCGCGGUCCACGCCCACCAGCCGAACAAUAACCACCACCAGCACCAUCAGCAGCAACAGCAGCAACAGCAGCAACAGCCGUCGAGUCAACCGCAGGUGGCGGGUGCUGGCGCGGGAGGGGCCGGCGGGCCGGGGGGCGGCCAGGCGGCGGUGGCCAGGGCCGGAGGCAUGUUCUGCUACCACUGCCCCCCGGGCCUCCCGGCGCCGCGAUUACCGCCGUCCCUUGAGUAUCCUUUCGCCCCGACUCACCCCUACACCAGUUAUUCCGCCUAUCAUCCGGCACUGCACGGAGUCGGCGAGGAUUCCUUCGUGAGGAGGAAACAGCGGCGGAAUAGGACAACUUUCACCCUCCAGCAACUGGAGGAACUCGAGUCUGCUUUCGCGCAAACUCACUACCCGGAUGUCUUCACGAGGGAGGAUCUGGCGAUGAAAAUAAAUCUCACUGAGGCCAGAGUACAAGUAUGGUUCCAAAACCGUCGAGCGAAAUGGCGUAAGAGCGAGCGGCUGAAGGAGGAGCAACGCAAACGUGAGGGCGGGGGUGGCGGUGGCGGCAACGUCGGCGGCGGCGGUGGCGGCGGCAGCGGCGGAAACGUGGAGUCCUCCGCUCUGACCGCGCCGACGUCCUCGUCGGCGGGUCCGAGUCCUACGGGAAACGAUCCGGAGGGCACCACGACGAGCAGCAGCGCCGCCGACACGGAGGACGCCGUCGUCGAAGGCGCCGGAGGUGGCGGCGGCGGCGGCGGCGGCUCCAGAAGCCCCAGCACGACUUCCGCCUCGGUCAGUCCGCGGCCCCAGCCAAGUCAGCCGUCCCUGGGUGGUGUCUCGACGCCACCACCGACCCCCAUAAGGGCGCCACCGCCGCCACCGAACACCGUGGGGGGCCUCGGACCGCCUGGCGAGAGCAGUACGGGAUUAGGCGCGGGUUUCAGGCCAGUCGAACCGCCAACGUCCCUCUUCUUUUCGCCCCAUCUGGCCGCCCAGUUUUCGCCGCCGCUCUUCGGCAACAAGGUCGUGAGCAGCGCGUCGACAUCGUUAACGUCCACGACGCCGUCAUUGUGGACCACCAGCGAUCAACAUCGGCCCGGUAGCCUGCAGGAGAUGCUGUCCUGGUCGCCGACCGGCUGGCCCGGUUCUAUUUGCGGUUGUUGCAAGCCCGGCACCGCCGGGGCCACCGAUCUACAUCGGAGCAACAGUCUGGCUGAGCUCCGGAGAAAAGCUCAGGAACACUCGACCGCGUCCGCUCUUCUCGGUGGCCUUGCCGGUUUCCCGGGUGGUCUACCGCUGCCUCUGCAUCUGCCACUGCUGCCGCCUCUGCUCGGUCUCUCGAGGCGACCGGAGCACCAUCAUCAUCAUCACCUGCCCGGCGUGGUGCAUCAAAUACAACCCACCACCAAAGAGGAUCCCUAGGAUCGCCUUGGCAGAUGCCAAGGUCGUUUCGUGAUAGACGCGGCGUAAAUCCCGAAGGAAUGUCCCGCGCGUAUCGCGUGGUUGCAAGUCGAGGUUUGAGAGCAGUCUAAUGACAUUGGUGAGUUUAGAUUUCGAUGCUGUCGAUGUAGGGAGAGUAACUCUAUUUCUGUGUGUUUAUCAAAUACGAAAUACAUUUAUAAAAAAUAUUAUUUAUAAAAAUAAAUAUAUUGUCCGUAGUACAAAUAGUCUCUCCAUGUUUUUAAAUUUUUUUACGAAGUUUCUUUGCAAAUAGUAGAUUGACUCGAUAUUGAUUUUUCCACUUAUAAUAGUAGAUUGACUCGAUAUUGAUGUCACCACAGAAAGCAUCGAAAACUAAAUCACCGAGAGGUCACACUGUUCUUAAUCCGUGCUUACAAGUGCUUUCCUUAUGAUAAUCGUAUGGUUUUUUAAUCUUACAUCGUAUAUAACUUUCACAACACAGAAGGACCUUUUUCCUUCAUUUUUUUUUUUUUUUUUUUGGAUGUUUGUGACAUGGUUGAGGCCCUCCGGUAACAAGUGUUCGCAAUUUUCAAUUCUACAAAACGACGAAUGGAAUGGCGCCAACCAACUCUUGCCGCGAAGUGACAACUUCGCUUGAAUUUCUCAAAGUCGAGAACUUGUGUUUUUCUUCACGGGAGUUGCAACGUGUUUACACAACUUUUCCGAUUUUUUUUUUUUUGCAAGGAACGCGGAAAACACAACACUCACUCGCACGAGACUCAUACUCGUGUUAAUGCUCGUGUUAAAAAUAAAAUGCAAUAAACUGUCGAAUGAUGAGCAACAGCAAAUUAUCAAUUCACAACAGAUCACCACUUUGUUCGUGUGUGUAAAUCCGCGGGUGUAAAUAGACGCGGGCGCGCGUGUAUCACAAUAAUAAUCUCUUCAGUCGUACUACACCGACAACUUUUUCUCACAUAAUUGUAUAAUCAACCCCGGUAAAUAAUACCUAAAAUCUCCAUUCUACGCGCUACUUUAUUUAUUAUUGCCUUAACUCGUGAUACGGUUUUAUGUAAUAAUCGCCAACACUAUUUCCACCGCCGAUAUGAAAAGCCACAGACGUAAGUUUCAGACGUGACACAUUCGAUUGUUGUUGACACAAACGAUCCGAUUAUUUACGCUGAGAGAGAAAGAAAAUAGAAAUUCGUAAAAAUUUUGAUAAAAAGAUGGAAGAUUCUCUUUAGAUUUCAAUCUGACAAGUGAAAUCUAAAGUGUAUUGUAAGACGUCGCGCGCGAUAUAUACGUUUGUACAUAAAGAGAGAGAGAGAGAAAAAAAAAGAAACAAAUAGAACGGCGGCGAGAAAGAAUGGAAACGAUACGCAAAAAAAUUAUUAGUGCGUCGAGGCGAAUACGUUCGCGGCGCGCGCGAAAGUGUGUUUCUCGUUUCCUUCCUAUUUACGCGAGUAAAAAUGACGCGACGGACCAACACGUGCCUGAUGCGCUGUAUAUUCGAUUGCUCGAUCAGUGCUCGAGCAACGCAUUUGUUUAUUGUAACAUUCCUAUACGAGCGGAAACUGAAACCGAUAUAAUCUCGGGGAGAAGAGGGAGGAGGGAGGGGGAACGGAUUGCGACAAAAAAUUGCAAAGAAAAAUAAAUGUCGAGAGUUCGACUUCGAUUGUGAAUCGAUUGUCGCGAUUAUUUCACCGAGAUUAUAUACACGCAGGUUUUUUCAUUUCCAGUUAUUGCAAAUAACUCGAACAAAAACAAAAACAAAACAAAAAAAACGUUGGGUUUUGAGUCACUGCUCUUAUAUGCCUUACAAACACAAAAAAAAAAAAACAAAAAAAUGAAAAAUAAAAAACUAACAAAUCGUCGUCGAAUCGGCCGACGACAUUUCAACCGAUUGCGGAUCUUUGCCAUGCGCGCGCGAUUACCCGCGAUCAUCAAACAAAAUUCAACGUUUCGACGCGGAGGGUAGAAAACGAGAUUACAGAGAACGGAUUUGGUUUGAUGCUCGCGAGUACAUUCGACGAGUUAACGAUAAUUCCGUUUAUGUCGCAAUUCCUCUGGAUUUUCGCAAAGCGAGGAGGCGUGUAGAAACGAAGCGGACGUAGCUGUUUAGAGAAACCUGUAUAUUACCUCCCGAUAAACAGUCAGUGCUAAUCAAAGAUAGUCUAAUAAAAGGUAUAUAUAUAUAUAUAUAUAA